AUGCCUCAGAAAAGUUCUCCCAGUUCGAGAAGAACCAAACAUACUGAUAAAGAUUCUGUUCCCAAGACGAAGUUGCCGAAACUUCCUACGGAAUUCAUCGUAAGGCCUCAUGAGAACGACAAAGAUUUGACCAAUGUGGCUAACAUAUAUGUUUCACCUCAACUUCUAGAGAUAACAGGGUGGAAUGUGGGGAAUUUUAUUAAGAUAUCUAAAGGACUUGACGAUAUAAAAUGUGUUUUGUCUUCCUGGUCCCCGGCUGACGAGGAUAAGUAUGACGUAAAUGUUGUACUUAUCUCUGAAUACUACUUGAAGUUGGCUGGAAUACUAUUGGGUGAUCGUGUAACUAUUACCAAGUCUGCUGUGCAACCAGAGUAUGCAACCCAAAUUGAAAUUGAGUAUCUCUCGUCGUUGGAUGAACAACAGGCCAAAAAGAUGAUUCAGGAUAUAGGUCUUAUCUAUCAAGGAUUGGCAACCAGUGAUAUUCGUGUAAGAACUGUGAAUCAAGAUAUACAAAUAAAGCUUGCUGAGUUAUCCUUGGACGAAUCCUCAAAGUUUGGAUCUCAGGCUUUUCUCUAUCAUCCAAGAAGCACUAUAGUUAUGUCAACUAAGAAAGGGAGCAUUCUUGAGAUUCCUCCGAAAUUUAGUUUUAGUGCUGUUGGAGGCUUGGAUAAGGAGAUCUCCUUACUCAAAAAGAACAUAUAUCUUCCGUUGAACUUUCCGGAUGUUUUUAAUGACUUUGGAAUUCAGCCACCAAGAGGCAUCUUACUGUAUGGUCCCUCAGGUACAGGUAAAUCGCUCUUGCUGAAAACGGUAGCCUACGGGUCUCCCAAGUGUCACAUUAUCAGAAUUAAUGGACCCUCCAUAGUCUCCAAAUAUCUUGGAGGUACUGAAGAGAGACUUAGAGACUAUUUUAAGGAGGCUAUUAAAUAUGCUCCUUCAAUGAUCUUAAUUGAUGAGAUUGACUCUUUGAUUCCUACUAGAAAUAGUGACGAUACUACUGAGGUAGAUUCCAGAGUCAUUGCUACUAUGGUUACUUUAUUAGAUAGUCUUGAUAGUCCAGUGAUUAUUAUAGGAGCUACUAAUAGACUCAGUUCUAUCGAUGUCAGCCUUAGAAGACCAGGUCGGUUUGAUCAAGAGCUAGAAAUCCCUAUUCCAGAUGCUGAUGAUAGAUUCGACAUUCUUAGGAAGCAGUUCAAUAAGAUGUCCAACAGAAGUACCUUGACUGAGGAUGAAGUCAAAGUCAUUGCCAGCAAAACGCAUGGCUACGUUGGUGCUGAUCUUCUUUCGCUUACUAGAGAGGCUAUUAUGAGAUGUAUAUCUAGACGGCUAGCCGAUAUAACCAAUACCGAUUCGAAUGUUCGAGAAGAAUUGGACAACGUCAAAGUGGUUUACGAUGAUCUUCUUGAGGCAAUGAAAGAGGUGAGACCUAGUGCAAUGAGAGAAAUAGUCCUCGAGAUGCCCAAGGUUAAAUGGAGUGACAUUGGAGGUCAGAAAGUACUCAAAAGGAAACUUCGUGAGAUGGUUCAACUUCCAUUGACAGCAUCAGAGACGUUUGAACGCUUGGGGAUAUCUGCUCCCAAAGGUUUACUUCUCUAUGGACCACCAGGAUGUUCUAAGACUAUGACGGCUAAGGCUUUAGCAUCCGAGUCAGGAUUGAACUUUUUGGCAAUUAAAGGUCCAGAGAUAUUUAACAAGUAUGUGGGAGAAUCCGAGAAGAAAAUAAGAGAGAUCUUCAGAAAGGCAAGAUUAUCUGCACCCUCCAUCAUCUUUAUUGAUGAGAUAGAUGCAUUGUCUACUAGUAGAGACUCUGCAGAUUCUACUAAUGUAUCUCAACAAGUUUUGAACACCUUGUUGAACGAAAUUGACGGUGUCGAAGAAUUGAAAGGAGUGAUUCUAAUUGGUGCUACUAAUCGACCUGAUUGUAUAGAUCCUGCUUUGCUUAGAUCGGGAAGAUUGGAUAGGCAUGUCUACGUUUCUCCUCCAGAUUCUGAGGCAAGACUUCAAAUUUUCAGAAAGAACACGAUCAGGUUCGAAUUGGAGAGUAAAGAAGAGCUUUUAUCCAAGUUGGUGGCUUUGACGAAGGGAUUUUCCGGAUCAGAAUGUGUCCUUCUUUGUCAGGAAGCCGGUCUUAACGCCAUUAUGGAAAAUAAAGAGUGCCAAAACGUAUCCGAAUCCAAUUUCAUGGCUGCUAUGAAGGAUAUCAGCAAGAACAUUACUCCAGAAAUGCUCGAUUACUACAGAGCAUUUUCCGAUAAAUACAGGACUAGUGUGGUGUAG
Molecule: messenger RNA, 2277 nt
Organism: Brettanomyces nanus
Lineage: Eukaryota; Fungi; Ascomycota; Pichiomycetes; Pichiales; Pichiaceae
Exons: 1
Coding region: 1-2277 (758 amino acids)
Cellular component (GO): cytoplasm
Molecular function (GO): ATP hydrolysis activity; ATP binding
Source: RefSeq, a predicted model, not a curated record